ACGUGAAGAAACGAAAGUGUAAGGUCAAGGACGUAAGUUUGUAGCAGCAAAAUCCAAAAAGGAGUCGAAAACUUGGUAUACUUUACAUGCUUUAACAUAAUCAUAAAUGUUGAACAGUGUCAUUUUGUUCAUUCAAUAAAUUAUUUAAAAAUCACCAUCAUUCAUUAAUUUGCGACGAUAAACUGUCUACAAUACACCGAGAGUCACUGAUACUCAAACUAGUAAUACUAGUAUUAGUCUUCUUAGUCCUAGUUACGCCUAGUACUCUUUCUUAGUAACUAAACUAAGUAGUUUAAGUUUAGUAGUCUUAGUCUUUCUUUAAAAUCUUUAGUAGUAUAUUACUAAAUAUUAGUCUUAGUCAUUAGUAGUAGUUUAGUAGUAGUCUUAGUCAUUAGUAGUAGUUUAGUAGUAGUCAUUUAGUAAUAUUAUAAAUUAAACUGACUUUCACUACCCCUCUGGCUCUGGUAUUUAACAAAAAUUACACUAUCACUUACCAGUACACUACUAGGCACUUUCUAGCCUAGGGAUACUGAGUGAUAGUGAAUCAGUGGUGAAAUAAGUGAUAGAUCGAUCUACCCGACCUACUUGAUUAUAUAUUUCAUUAUUAGAUUAUUUGAUAACAAAACGAUGACCAUUGAUUUUGAUUAACCAGUCACUGAGUUCACUGAGUCCACCAUCCAAGUCCAAUGCCAUGUCAACUUGAUCAUGACUUACUUGUUUGAAGUUGAUGUGAAUGGGAUGUACCGUAACUCUGUAACCAUGUUUGAGUUUGGCAGUUACAUUUUAAUCUUGAAUUUUAGUGGUUAAGUCCUAAAGCCAGGCAAUAAAAGAGAAAUUAAAAGGAGACUAACUUGAUGAUUAGAUAAUUUUCAAUUUUACUUUUUAAAUUAGUAUUUAAUAUUCUUCAUAGGCUUUUCCAUAUUAAUAUGCUUAGUAAUAAUAAAUUAAUGCUUUCAUAAAUUAAUUAAUUAGAAUGGGCAGUAAUGCAAAAUUAAUAUCUGGAACACAUCCCACAGAUUGCACAUUUUCUGCAGCAGGCAUGCAGAGCCCUCUCCCCGAGCCAAAUUAUCAGCGUGCCUGUUACAUACAACAGCAAAGAUCUCAUUAAUUGUGCAAAAUCAUCUCAUACUCAUAUACUUUUUUUUUUUUUACUUAUAAUAAAUAGCUGUUUUCUUUUACAACCAAAAAAGAUUUAUUCGUCAUAAGUUUUUUUUUCCUAUACUAGAACCUCAUUAUUCAGGUUUAAUUGCAAUGUUGGUACUUCGUUAUAAAUAAGUGGAUUUCGGGUUUCAGUUUGAGCACUCUGUCUCUAAAAAGUGUGCCGUCACUUACCUAGAGCAAAGGCACAGAUGAUAGAAUGUCACAAAUUAAGCUCUUUGUUCACAUUCUUCACUGGUCGAAUUAUUCCUAAUUAGGUUAAGGCUUAACGUUAGAAUCAGACAAUACUUAUGUUAAUAAUAAUGGGCCCUUUAUUGGCUAAAAGAUAAAUAAUAAUUAGUCUUAGGCCUAUCUGUUAUUUCAAGUCAUUGUGAAUGUUAUUUUUUUAUCAUGACUGAAUGAGUUAAGAGUGGGCCAUUUUAGUAUCAUGCCAAUGGAUUAAACCAUACUACCGUAGGGUUUGUAAUAGUUUCUAAUUAAAUUUUUAUAUAUAAAAUAAAAUAAUGUAUCAUUAUCUCUAUCAAACCAUGUUGUACUCUAAAGCUGAUUUUGCAUGAAGAACAUCACAGAAUCACUGACAGUGACACUGUGCUGAAAAUCAUGAGUUGAAUUUAUAAAAUAUUCACAAUUGGUAAUUUGACUUAAUAGUUUAAUAACUGUGUAAAAGAAUUAAAUUUCAGUAUUAUUGCUUUAAAAAUUAAUUUUCAAUUUAUAUAUCCAAAAUUGUUUUCUUUAUCAACAGUGAAGCUUUUAUGCCUUUCCAUAAAAAAUGACAGUGUCUAAAUUAGCUACCCUAGUAGGCACUCAGUGGCUUAGAGAACAAAUUCUUUGCUCCGCUCGGGGAUCAUCGAAACUCACUAACACCUUUAGGGUUCUAGACACAUCUUGGUCUCCCGAACCCGAUGUUGAUGGUUACACACAAUUUUACCGAGAGUAAGUUUAUUAAAUUUAAUGACUAUUUAUUUAGUGGGUUAUUAUACUUGAGUGAGGUGCUGGGUGGCCGAGCAGUCUAAACUGAGUCAAUUCCAAGCUUGUGGACUGGAGUUCAAGCAUCAGCGAAAGCCUAGACAAAAACAACACCAGCACAAUGGUGGAUGGGAAUCAUUAACCUUGGAUGGGACUCAUUAACCUUGGAUGGGACUUAUUAACCUUGGAUGGCAACUCACCUAAGAGAUAGCAAACUCUGAAAUCAAACCUAGAGAUUGUUACAAUCUUUAUAACGUUAAGAUCUUCCACAUGUUAUGAGGAUCAUUCAUUAAGUCUUCAUAAUGUCACGAUCUUCCUUCUUACAAAUUAACAAUUGCCGCAGCAGGUGCGUUUACUGAAAGAGCAGUAGGAUAUAAAUCAAACAACUCCAGGUUGACAAUACCAAAGUUCUUUAUUUACAUGGCUACACUGGGUAACGACGAGUUUAAAAUAUCUUCUAUUAAAACUUCACUACACUCACAUUGAUACUACUCUCGACAUUGAGACUGAGCAACUAGCACUUGCACUACAACGAUAACCACUUGCAGAACUCUCAACAUCACUUAACACGCCACCUUUUUAAAACUCCCUACACAAUGAAUACUCAGCAUACACUGAUCUAACCCCCACAAUCUGAGCUUGCAUAACCUAAUUACACAAAACCCUCUCAUAAUCAACAACUUUUUCAUACCAAACAUUCACGCUCUUAAAUCUAGUUCACAAAAGAGAUGGAGUCCCAUAGGCGGUAUGACACUGACACAAUGAAAAUUCAGACAACAUCAGUGACGUGGAACGCAGUGAAGAGCACAGUGAAACACACAAAAAACACUGCUGGUCAUUUACUGCAUCCUAGUCUAUUUCCUGUCAUCUUGACUAGAUAGGAAAUAAACAAAAUGAGGCUCAAGUCAAGGCUACACACAGGUCGAAUAUAGCCUUGGUCAUCUUCACAUGUGAAGGACAAAUAAUAAUAAUACUAUUUGAGUGAUAUGUUAUAUGAAACCAAACAUUUGUAACAAGGAAUAAGAACUUCAUCAGAACACAUGGAAAGGUACAAACACAUAUAUACUGUCCAGACUUCAUUCUCCAUAAAAUGGAAAAUUUUCUGCUUCUAAAAAAUCCACACCAUUACUCCCUCUACCUAUGAGAUACUAGAAACCCAUUAUUUCAUCAAUAAAAUACCAUAAAAGCCCAUUUUGGUGCUCCCCACUAGUCUGGCAUCAGGGGAAUCUGCCCCCUCCCCCCCAAAAAAAAAACAACACAACCCCACCACCUUAUUGCUAACUAAAACAAUAAACAAGAUAAUGUUCCCUGUAAGUCUUAAUGCUAACUAAAACAAUAAACAUGAUAAUGUUCCCUGUAAGUCUUAAUGCUAACUAAAACAAUAAAUAUAACUUUCCCUGUAUAAUUCACAGAGCUCACAUUGCAACAUCAUUACACUUUGACUUGAAGAAAGUCAGCCCACCUAAACAAGGAUCCACAAUCAAAUUUCAGAUUCCAGAUUCAAACUUCUUUGAGGACUACGUGGAAAGUCUAGGUAUCUCCAAUGAUACACAUGUGAUAGCUUAUGACAGGUUCAACUCAAGACCAUCUUUCAGGACAUGGUUUCUCUUCAGGGUUAGAGAGUUUUGUAUUUUUUUAUAAUUUUUAGUUUGGAUUAAUUACACUCUUCUCUCAGCACUCAGCAAUGAAUAAACUUUAAGUACCGGGUACUCUAAUUAAAAAAAUCAAAAUGUUUGCUAUCACAAGUAUGUUUGCCAAAUUUAUUAUUGAAUAAAAUCACUGAGUUAGAUCUAUAUUUAAAUUCUGAUUACAAGAUAUUUUGAAACUAAAUGCUCUUAGUCUUGUUCAAAUUAAUACCAUUAGUUCCUCCACUAUCUGUUUAAUUCCACGCAUAGCUAUUUGGCCAUGAUAAAGUGUCAGUCCUGAACGGGGGUUUAAGGAAGUGGAUUUCAGAUGGUUUUCAUGUUACAACAGAUGAACCAACAGUGGAGGUACUGUAAUUCUACACAGGAGUUGUACAUAUAUUUUGUAUUAAUAUGUUAGUUGUUCCAAACAACUUUUAUAGGAAUCAUCAAAAAAUAUUAAUUUAUAUUUUUAUAAAAUUGCAUCAAAUAUAAUUGGUCUUACUUAAUUAUUUUAUCACUCAUUCAAUUGAAAAAAAUGUUUUUGUAUUUUUUAAAUUUAUCACAUUUACAGACUUUGGAUUUCUUGAAUUACAAAUCAGAAUGGUUGAUUAUAAAAAUACUUAUGAGCACAUAGCUGUAAAGGUACAGACAAACAUGUAAUAAAAGGUGUAAAGGAUAUGGCAUUCCGGGGAGACUGCAGUAAACUGGAUGUUAGCUCUAACAGAAAUUUUCGUUUAUUAGAAGAAGUAUGACCACAAGCAGAAUAGAAACAAUGUUCUUAUUCUUAUCUACAUUUUUAUUAAAAAAUUUUAGCCAGGUGAAUUUGAUGCACUCUUCCGACCCCAUCUCUUAAGGGACUAUGAGUCUAUGGCUAAAAAUGUCAAGACACAACAAGAGCAGGUGAUGGAUGCUAGGGGCCAUGACGCAUUUUACGUGUCAGAUGAGGGUAAAUUUUCAGUCUUUAAACAAUCAGUAACUGGGUUAGUUUUUUUUUAUGGAGUAUACCAUUAAGUAGCUAUGUUAUUGUCAAUGUAGAGGGAGAUCUAGCCUGUAUAUAUUUUUUAAAUUCAGAUAACUCUGGAGGACACAUUCCUGGAGCUAAGAAUAUCCCUUUCAGUAGCUUAUUCAAUGAUGAUGGAACUGUGAAAGCUGAAGAGGACCUUAAGAAUUGUAAGUUAUCUAAAAUGUAAUGAUUACAUAAGUCCACCAUUUUUGACAGAUGCAAAAAAAUAAUUCUAAAACACAAUGACUAUGAAUACCAGAAAGUCAUACCAAAGUGCAAAUACAAGGUAAAUAGUCAAUGAAACUAAUGCAGAAUGUCCUAUUUACAGUCUUUAUUGUUUACUGGCAGUCAAAAUGGUGCUUCUCAAAGUUGUGGUCUGUGAACCCUUAGUCUCCAGUCCACAAAGGGGGAAAAUUUCAAGAAGAUUGAACAAGAAAAGCAAACUAUAAAAUUGAGCACCAACCCCUGUUGCAGUACAGAUCAGCCUCCUGCACUGUAUCGCUGUGCUAAAACACUACCAUACCUUUUUUUUUUUUCCAACACCAGUGUUCAUCAAAGCGGGUGUGGACCUCAGCAAGCCUUUGGUUUCUUCAUGUCAGACAGGAAUGACAGCGUGUGGCCUUAUCAUUGCAGCACAUCUCCUGGGCAGGAAGGACAUACCUUUGUAUAAUGUGAGCUCAUGCUGUUUGUUUUUUGGUGUGGUAUACUCUUUGGCUUCACUUUGAUUCAACACAUCGGCAUCGGGAUCAGUAGAGUUUUUGCCUGUGAACCACUUAUCUAGCUGAAUGUCCAUGAGAUACAAUAGCGAUGACGCUGUUGUGUUAGCUACAAUAGCAAUCAAGCUGUAGUGUUAACUCUCUCCCCCCCCCCCAUACAAAAAUCCAGUUAAUAUAUUUGGCUUCACUUUGAUUCAACACAUCGGCAUCGGGAUCAGUAGAGUUUUUGCCUGUAAACCACUUAUCUAGCUGAAUGUCCAUGAGAUACAAUAGCGAUGACGCUGUUGUGUUAGCUACAAUAGCAAUCAAGCUGUAGUGUUAACUCUCUCCCCCCCCCCCCCAUACAAAAAUCUAGUUAAUAUAUCUCUCCAGCAAGAUAUUUUUAAAUUACUAACCAGCGCUUUAUACAUUUUACCGAACGCUCUGAUAUCAUAGCGCCUAUUAAGAAAUUACCUUCAGGACCAAGUAAAGGGAAAUAACUCCAUUUUGAUCAUUUAAGUUGCUGCCUUUGAACAUUUGUUACAAAUGUCUAUCUAUCAUCCAGUGAUAAACAAAAUUAUUGAUAAUUGUAAAGAAAACAUUAGAUUUCAGUUAAAAAUAAGUCUCCAUAAGAACCAGUUACACCUAAACAAAAUUCUUUAAUGUGAAUUGAACGCAAUUGGUUAGACCAGUGAGAGCUAUCAACACAGUCUUCAUCUUCUGACCCAUCUGGGAUAUCAAAAUGUUGAACUAAUUCAAUAUAAACAUCACUUUUAUAUCUAGUGUCUGCUUCUGCACCCAUUUCUGCAUUAGAUUCAUUACUGUCGACACUAACAGCAGAUGUACUUGCAGUUUGAAGUGAUCAAGAAGGGCAAAAGCCAUUAAGCUAAGAUCUACUGUCAAUAAAGCAAUUGUGGGACUGAGGCAUUAGGGCCAGAAAGUUGUAGGGGUUGCAGAAUCCCAUAGCGAACUGAGCGUAAAAGGGGGACAGCUGUAGGGGUGUGGAGACGUAAGGGCCAGAAAGCCAUAGUAGGAAUGAGGAGUAAGGGCCAGAAAGCCAUUGUAGGAAUGAGGAGUAAUAGCCAGAAAGCCAUAGUAGGAAUGAGGAGUAAUGGCCAGAAAGCCAUAGUAGGAAUGAGGAGUAAUAGCCAGAAAGCCAUAGUAGGAAUGGGGAGUAAUGGCCAGAAAGCCGAAGUGAGGCUGAGGUGUAGGGGCCUUAAGGGCUUUAGGGAGGCUGAGACGUAAGGGCUGGGAAGCUGUAGUGGGACUGAAAGAGUUAAGGGCCAUAAAGCUGUACCUAUACUUGAGCCAGACUGCAGUAGCUGGACUGAAAGGGUUUAUAUGUGUGGCAUUAAAUCAAAUAUCUCUUCUUACAUAUCCCUUUCAAGUUUAUUCGUACUAAUAUUAAAUUUGGUGCAAAUUUCUGAUGAUUCUUUGACCAAUGAACCAAUCUGAAGAGUUGUGGUUGCUUGACUUUUAACAAGCAUCAUGGAGCAUUAAGAUAAUAUUACUCAACUCUUCAUUGAAAUAAAUCCUUUUUUGUAGCUGUUUUUUUUUAUAAUUGUUAUUUAACUUUUUUGUUUGAAAUCACUGUUUUAGGCUAUCUUAAUUUUCUUUCUCAAAGUUAAUGCUGGGUUUUUACAUUUUUGUUUGCAGGGUUCUUUUACAGAAUGGAGUGCAUUAGCGCCACCUAAUUACAUAGUAAAGACAAACAAGCCAUAGACUGAACCAAGGGUACUUUGUAGUAUUAUUUCCACAUUGGGGUUUUUAUGCCUUAAUCUUGGGAGUUCAAGAUAUUUUUGUCAUAAAGCUAUCACAGCUGAGUUUUAGACAAAGAUUUUUACAGAAAUUCCUACCUUUUCAAAUGGGAUUGGGAUAUUAGCUCAUUGUUUCAGCUAAAAAUGUCUGGAUGAAACUGAGGGACUGAUUGAUAGUGUGAUUUGCAGUGGGGGAGGGAAUGUCAAAACUAGAACUGCACCCCACACUCUAUAUUUUAAUUUUUGAAACAGUUUUUACUCAACUGAUGUUAAUAAUAGGAAUUAGAAAGGUAAGGGGGUUUUGGCCUGUUAUUUUUAGUUACCCUCACUUUUGGUGCCUUAACACAGCUCAUCUUACCCUGGUUAUGCCUGCAUUAAAAGAAAUCUGGCAACUUGAUCCCUUGACCUAACACAUUGUUAGCAUUGACACAAAUAUUUUCCUAAUACAAGCCACUGUUGCACCGGGAGAUCAGAUGACUGGGUUUUUGGGGGGGUUACUGUUGAUUUCAAGAAGAUAUUUUGUAAAGAUACACAGACCCUGUGAUGCAGUAAUAAACAGAUGUUACAUGAAGUUUACAAAAUUCUAGCAUUUUCAAACUCCCCUUUCACUUGUCCCCUUUUGAGUAAUUAUAACUGAUUCCUUACGCCCUUUAUGGAUGUCACAUAGUCUUGAUUCAACAUCUAACAUUCAUUUUAUAAUCCCCUGCCAGAUUUUUAUUUCUUUGCAGCCCACCCCACUUCACAAAUCAUUUGAUUUAGCUUUAAUUCGGUUAAGUUAAACACAAGUCAGUAAACUUUGGACAUUUCUUGGUUACUCAGUUUAAUGAUGCCUUCCACGCUUUCUUUGGCGUGUGAGUAGAAUGUUCACUUAUAACUUGGAUACAUCCUCAUUCCCCAGGGUCUGCAUUUUUUUAAAAUAAAUUUUUGUAUCUACAAACUCCUCCUUUCCCCACCCCGAGGAAUCUUUUAUGGACAUUCCAAAGUACUCGAUUACUUUCAUAAGUUGGGGUCCCGGGCAUGGAGGCAAAGUCAUCGAUCUCACCAAAGGGAAGGGUGUGGUGGAGCAGGCCAUGGCCCUGAAUGGGCGGUUGAGCCACUGAUGAUGAAAGUGCUAUAAUGCUUUUAAUGGAGUGCUUGUAUUAGUAUCUAUUAUGUAAUUGAUAUAUAUAUAUAUGCUUAAAGUUAUACGAAUUAUAAUUUUUUUUUAAAUUUUAAGAUUUGUUAAUGCAUGUUCAGGUUAGAAAAUAAUUGUCAGAAGUUUUUCAUUUAAUGUAAGGCAGCCACAUGGUUCUCUAUAAUAGCGGCCCCUGGACCUGCACCAGUCCGCAAGCCCUACGUUGCCCUUGCCCACAACAUCAAUAUUAAAGUUAUAAUUAAAGGAAAUGUAAUUAAUAAAUCUGGCAAACGUCCCUUGUGCUAUUCAGAAACUUGUCCAGCAACCCACCAAAAUCUUAAGGUUUGAAAAAUGCUGUUCUACAACAGUGGUUCUCAACAUGGUCCUUAUGGCCUUUUUUUGUGGAGGCCAAAAGUUUCUCUUUAUGAUCAACAGGGUAUGGGUCCCAUGAGGAAAAAAAAUGUUAAAAGUGGCCCCCAAGCAAAAAAUGUUGAGGAACACUGCUCUAGAAAUCGAGAUUUCAGUCAAAAUUUUGUAGAAAUUUGUAAUAAUACACUCAUUCUUGGAGAUCAUCUGUUGUUGUUAUUAUUAUUAUUGUACUGUUCCAAUAUCAAAGUCAAAUAUAUUAUUAACACUAAGGUCACACAGAUUGGAGGAGUCAAGGGGAGAUUAGGUAUCUUACCAUAUUUUUUUUUAUUGCGCUUGUUAACUCACUGCAUAAAGUUUAUUUUCUCUUGAGUGAAGUUUAUGAAAUAAGAUGUAGUGUCAGUGAAAGAACUGAGACCAUAUUGUUGAACUGACGUCUUAGUAAGCCAGCACCCAUUCUUUUAUUUCUCUCUCCCCCCCCCCCCCCCCCCCCCAAUUUCAAAUUUAAAAAGUCAACAAUGGUCUUAUCACAUUGACUUCUUUUACUCUGUGGAUUUGUAUUACUUUUCAACCUGUAGGUCAAAUAAACUUGCAUGUUGCCAUUUUUUUAUUUUGUUUUUAAACAGAUGUUGCAUAUUCUUUUUUUUUAUUUAAAAAAUAUAUAAAUUUCAAUGCCAUGUUGUAAUGAAAUGUAUAAAAGGAAUCUACAACAUCCCCUAUCUUUUAUUUUUUUCAUAUAUCACUGACAACUCGACCAUUGCCGAGCAUAGAGACAUGGUAGGGAACUCAGUUGUUGAGGUGCAUGGCAACAACCAAUAUUAAACUUAUAGCCCAGGUGUUAGCCAGAUCCCUCUAUGUGAUUAACAACUGAUGGAAUUUUCAUAUUCCAAGCUAGCAAAUUAACUAUUCAUUAACUCAUGAGUAAGUUUCACAUUCUUAAAAAGGAGCUGUAGAAAAUUAAAUAAUUUAAUUUAA
Messenger RNA from Lymnaea stagnalis (great pond snail), 9659 nucleotides. NCBI's taxonomy places the organism in Eukaryota, Metazoa, Mollusca, Gastropoda, Lymnaeidae. The record is from the annotation of a GenBank genome assembly.